Xenopus laevis (African clawed frog) is the source of this 3231-nucleotide messenger RNA. RefSeq names its product transmembrane BAX inhibitor motif containing 1 L homeolog (gene tmbim1.L). Gene Ontology annotation, cellular component: membrane; Golgi apparatus; endoplasmic reticulum. The transcript has 13 exons. Bases 316 to 1323 code for a protein of 335 amino acids. NCBI's taxonomy places the organism in Eukaryota, Metazoa, Chordata, Amphibia, Anura, Pipidae. The record is from RefSeq and is a predicted model, not a curated record. Gene Ontology annotation, biological process: negative regulation of apoptotic signaling pathway.
GCAAAUUCAUUUUGUCCACACCCAGAACUUCACUUGUCUGAUCUGCGAGCAGGGAAAGGCAAAGGCUGAUUCUACCACAACCAAAGAGCACAGCCAGAAGGGUACUAGGUGGUCCCCUGUUCUGCUGCUACGUACUCCCAGAGAGACUGGUAGAGACUGUAUCAGCUAUUUCAGCGGUAGAUUAAACCCUUGGAGAAACUUUUCUACAAAUAUUAGUAUUUGAUGGGAGAGGGAAGCAAGUAACACGGAAGCGUGGGAGCUCCCACUCAUACAGGCAACAGAGGAAGACCGUGAUUUUGUGAGCAGUAGGCAGCCAUGUCAUAUCCAAAUGCCCCACCUCCGUACAAUGAUCGAGACCCACUGCAUGAACCGGGUGCUUACCCUCAGCCAGGCGGGUACCCUCCACCAAGUGGUUACCCUCAGCCAGGCGGGUACCCACCCCCUGGUGCAUAUGGACAGCCAGCUGGAUACUACCCUCAGCCUGGUGGGUACCCAGCACCUGCAGGAUACCCUCAACCUGGUGGGUACCCAGAGCCUGGGCAUAAUGAUCCUCCAAAGCCUGUAAUGCCCAUUUUACCUACAAUCCCUCUAAACACAGGUGAUAACGAAAUGUACAACACGGGUGACCGAGAGGGAGGAGAUUUUGGUUCGUGGGAUGACAAGACCGUGCGUCAUGCCUUCAUUCGGAGGGUUUACGCCAUCAUAGCUGUGCAGUUACUGGUCACUGUUGGCAUCAUUGCGAUCUUCACUUACGUGGAACCUGUCACCGCAUUUAUUCGAAGAACACCCGCAAUUUACUAUGCUUCAUACGCUGUGUUCUUUGUCACAUACAUCGUGCUUGUCUGCUGUGAGGGUCCCAGGAGGCGUUUUCCAUGGAACAUCAUCCUGCUUAGUAUAUUUACACUUGCCAUGUCCUUCAUGGCUGGAACAAUCGCAAGUUUCUACAGCUCUAAAGCUGUCCUGAUCAGCAUGGGAAUCACCGCCAUUGUGACCAUAAUAGUCACUGUCUUCUGUUUCCAGACUAAGGUGGAUUUUACGUCCUGUGCAGGAUUGUUUGCUGUUUUGGGAAUCGUCAUGUUUGUGACAGGAAUCGUUACAGCCAUCGUCUUGGCAUUUAAAUAUGUGUAUUGGCUGCACAUGCUGUAUGCUGCACUCGGAGCAAUCGUCUUCACUCUGUUUCUUGCGUUUGACACACAACUGGUGCUUGGAAAUCGGAAACACACCAUCAGCCCAGAGGAGUAUGUCUAUGGUGCCCUGAAAAUUUACACCGACAUUGUGUACAUCUUCCUGAACCUGCUGCAGAUUGUGGGCAGCCGGACGUAGAUGGGAGCACAUUCCUUAUAAAUAAUAACAACCACUCCCUCCCUCAUCCGUCUCUCUUAUGAAUAAUGCCUCCCCCUCUACCUCUGUAUAAAGAGUCCACCUUUGUCUCAGCUGAGGCAUUUGAUAUCUUCAGAGGUACCCCAUGUUCUUCACCACUCGUCUAGAUGUUAUUACUAUUAUCAUAUCUGCAAGUCUAUUCUAUGAUGCCACAAAUAUAUUUUCAGCACAUUCCAAAUAUAUUAAUAUAUUUAUAUAUAUAUUUUUGUUUUGUGUGAAGGGUCUGCAGUUUCCUUUAGCUGGUUGUGCCAGAACAACAUAAAGGGGAAGUUUAACUUUGAAAUGGGUCUUCAUUAUAGUUUGUGUUUGUUGCAGAAGGGAGCAGUCUAAGGGUAAGGGCCCAGCGAAAAAUCGCCUCUUCUUCGGGCGACUAAUCUCCCCGAAAACCCUUCCCGCCGGCUAGAAUGUAAAUAGACGGCGGGAUGCCACUCGGAGCGCUUCGUUUUCCCGAAGUCACCCAAAGUUUCCUCAUGAGGCGACUUCGGAAAACAAAGUGUUCCGAGUGCCAUUGCGCCGGCAAUUUACAUUCUAACCAGUGGGAAAGCAGUUUUGUGAAGGUUAGCAAAGAAGAAGCGAUUUGCCGCUGGACUUCUAAUCUCCCGAAAUAGCAGCGUGUGUCUCUGCCCUAAGCAACAUUGCAGAUGGUCUUUGUUUUUAAAUGUUUUUUUAGUUAUUUGCAUCUCUAUUCUAGCUGAUUUCAAACUGAAUCUUAUGCUGCUGUGCUGUUGCUAUGAUUGUUGACCCUGACAACGCAAAGUAAACUGAUAAUGAGAUUUUAUUUUUUUUAUGGUCAGUACGACCUUAUAUAUCUAUCUGUUCAGAGGCAUGUUUAUCUGACCUUCAUUCAGUUACACAAAUGCCUGCCAGGGUCUGUUAAAUCAACCAGGUAGCAGUUUUAUUGCCAAACCAGAGGGCCGCUGAACAAAAAGGUUACAUGAGAUCAUUUAAUCAUGCACAUUUUAGGUUAAACUUCCUUUACAAUUAGCUACUGUUUAUCGUCAUAAGCCAAGCCUUGCACUCUGUAUAUACUGUAUGUUUACUAUAUAUUUCUCUGAUACAAUUUGUCUUUGGGGGGCUCUCCCAGUAGCUCACAUGCCACCCUGUGGCCCUGAUAAUAGUGCUAUUUUAUGUGAGAUGAUAGGGCCACGGAUUGAUCCGCUAGUGGAAAAUAUAAUGCACUAUUUUGGGGCUUGAGAACUGACUGUGUUUACAUCUUCCUGAACCUGCUGUUGUGAUAGAGACUAUAUACCUGCAUAGUGUUUUAUUCCUUGUUAAAUUAAGAUGAUGGAUGAGUGUUACCUUCAUAUUAGGUGUAGCCGAGUUACAUGGAUGCACACAACAUUCUAGUCCUUUUCUGUUCUCUAACAGGCACUUUGCAUCCCGUCCCCACCCCUUUAGCAAGUACGGAUUCUGGGAUACCCUGGAUUUUCAUCCCUGAGUUUGGACGGAGAUUCUGGCCUGUAAUGGGUUUAUUUAAGGGAAGGGCAGAUUACCAUCCCCUAUUACCAACUCCCAUGGAUAAUGGCACCAGACCAGAAUAUUCUCAUUAGUUCUCAGCUAAUGGGGCAGGUAUUAAAUUGCAUUCAAUUAAAAAUGGCGCCUCCUUGGUUUCUUUAUAGAGGAUUUUGAUUUUCCCUGGGGGCAGUUUGGGUGCUGUAUUAUCAAUCAUCAAGGGCUUGAGCGCUCGCUGCCUGCGGGUUUUAUAAUCAGUCAGAGAAUUUGGGACAGAAUAUAUAUUAUAUGUAAAUAUUUUCUUUGUACCCAGCGACUGGGAAUCCAGACAAAGCCUUAAUGUCAAUAUUACCGACAAGAUUUGUAUUUUCAAUGUAAAUAAAACAAUAUUAGACCUUG